AUGGCAGAGCCUCAGAGUCAGUGCCAGGAGCUGCAGAGGCCUCCACAGCAAGAGGCCUGCUGUUGGCGAUUUGAGCCAGUCACUGUGCUAGGCAAUCAGGGGGUCGUAGUGCUGACUGCUAAGCGAUUCCUUUUUGCUUCAAAGAAGAGCAGCAGCAACAGCAGCUGCAGCAACGGAGGCGAAGAGAAGGACGGCAGUGGUAACAAAGUUUUCUGGGAGGUUUUGCUGCAGUUCCCUCUCGUCUGUUGGACCUCAACAGAGCGAUCCAAGAAAGCUGCAAAGGCCCGCAUUUCAUACGUGGCUCCUACGGCAGCAGCAGCGGCAGCCCCAACAGCAACAGUUGCAAUAAAUGCAGAUGGUGUUUCGUUAGCGCAAUCUGUCGUCGUUGACUUCAUGGGAGUGAGGGACAAGAUGGAUCUUUGCUGCCGUUCCCUCCAGACGCUCGCCUCUGCUGCGCGAACAGUUCAGUCCAGCAGUAACCUGGCGUGCCCGUUGGAAGUUCCAUUGCUGCUGCAGCUGCUGCAGCUGCCCCCAAACGCUGUGCUGCGGGUUGCGCCGGCGCUCCUGCAGCAGCAAGAGCUGUUAAAACAGCGUUUACAAGAGAAAAAACAGCAGGAGGCAGAGCAGGACGAUCAGCAACGGAUUCCAGAAGACAUGACUGACGGACGGGCGCCAGCACGGAAGGAAGCUGCUGCUGCCAAGCACUCAUUGGGUGGCGCUCAGCAGAGUUCGGCUCGUGAUAAAGGAACAGUGAAUGCAGCAGCAGCAGCUGGAAGCCGUCCUAGUGCAGCAUCAGCCUCUAUGGCGUCAGCGACUUCAGCCCCAGUGGCUUCUGCAAUCGAGCCUCCAAACUUGGAAAAGCUCCUGCAGAAGCAGCGGCAGCAAGAGGCCGAGCAGCUGCAGCAACUUCAGCAGCAGCUGCUGCAGCAGGAUCCGGAAAUGCGAGAACUGUACCAGACGCUUGUGGGGCCUCCCGAGGGGCUUCCUUCAGGCAACAGCCAGAAGGGGCUCUCACCGAGUGAAUUCUGGAAGCUGCAUGAACAGCAUCUGCAAGCGCUGAAACCGCAGCCUGCUCCUGAGGGGGUAUCUGCUUCGUUUUUGUCUCGGCCCCCUCACUACCAUCUAGAGGGCCAGCAAGCGGGCCAAGGGGGAGGCGCGUCGGCGGAGUUGGUGGUAGACUGUAGCGAACAAAUGCUCAAACAAAUACUUGAGGAGGACACAACCAUAAGGUUGGCUUACGAGGCACUAGUCAGCACGGGCCGUAUGACAGCGGAACGUUUUUGGGGACGCGUGUUUCGGUCCCGCUAUUUCCAGUCUGGCAUUGGUUUGCCAGAGCGUCAAAAAGAAAUGGACGACGAAGAAGCCUCUGCUCUAAUUGCGUCAUUUCUGAAAGAAACGCUUGUCUCAUCGCGGGAUGCCCUAAGCCUUCCUGGAGUUGAUCGGACUCUCCUGUCUGACGCGGACUUGAGGGUCAGGGGCUUUGGACUGCCUGACGGUCUCUCGUCCUUAGCUGGUGAUCUCGCCGAGAAGCCCAUACCUAUGGGAGGAGCUUCUGCUCCGGCAUCUGCCGUUGCUGCUGUUGGCAGUGGCAGCCUCGUUGGGCGCUUCAACAAACACUCGCAACGGCUCUUGCUGCAGCAGCUUCUGCAGCCGGCAGCAGCUGCGGCUGUCACCGGCGAUAAGGCAGGUUAUCAGGAGAAACUGCAGCUGCUGGUACAACAAGACGAACUCCUGAGGAGGCAGCGUGGUGUCACCACUGGUACAGGAGUUCCAGCAGCUGAUCCUAAGGAUGCGGCCACCAUUGGCUGCGGAGUAUUGGAAGAGGAGGCGCCGCUAUUGGCGUCUUUGCGGCUCGAGGAGCUGGAAGAUGCUGUGCCCGCCAAGCAUCAAACUCUUGAGGUCAGCAGGCGGCAGUUGUACGCUGCAGGGGCUCGAGUGUGGCGGAGUUCUCCUUCGCGUUCUUUUGAAACUUCAGCAAGGCCUCCGACCACAGCUGGAAUACCACUUCACAGCUUAGCCAAAAGUGAUAGGGCUGCAGAAGGCGCAGCAAUAGAGAAGGGAACCAGAUGUCUGCAAGUGGCACAGGAGGUGGCAGCCGCUGAAGCGUGGCUUUGGAUGCAACGAGAAAAGGCGAAAGAUCGAAACAAAGGAGCACGGCAAACGGCUGAAGAGGUGGCCGCGGUAUACGAGACUGGCCGCUACAUGUUCGUCUUCAAUACCAAAUUAUGUCAAAAGGAUAAAGCGGCGCAGGUGGCCACUCUUGACUACGAGGCUGCGACAGUCAACGCUGUGCGAGCUCAGCAGGCGCGCGUAGGCGAGUUGCUGCGUCACUUUUACAACACAACUUUGCCUGAGGACAAGAAACGGAUACGACUCAUACAGGCCCUGGAUUCCAUUAAAGCCGAGCUUGAGAAUUCCCAAGACAUCUCAGGAGGCUUCACAGGGGCGGCGACGAAGGCUCUGAGUGCUCCCAUAGUAGAGCAAAUCAAUGCAGCGCGAAGGCAUGCUCACAGACUACAACGCUUACUACAGGCUGCCAGGGAGAAGCGAGCGACCCAGCAGAGCCGGCAGGCAGGGCAGCAGCACCACCACCAUCACCAGCAGCCUGUCCCAUAG
Molecule: messenger RNA, 2616 nt
Organism: Eimeria necatrix
Lineage: Eukaryota; Apicomplexa; Conoidasida; Eucoccidiorida; Eimeriidae
Product: Chromosome III, complete sequence, related
Exons: 13
Coding region: 1-2616 (871 amino acids)
Biological process (GO): nucleotide-excision repair; transcription by RNA polymerase II; transcription by RNA polymerase I
Cellular component (GO): transcription factor TFIIH holo complex; transcription factor TFIIH core complex
Source: RefSeq, a predicted model, not a curated record